Molecule: messenger RNA, 548 nt
Organism: Myxozyma melibiosi
Lineage: Eukaryota; Fungi; Ascomycota; Lipomycetes; Lipomycetales; Lipomycetaceae
Exons: 1
Coding region: 128-475 (115 amino acids)
Source: RefSeq, a predicted model, not a curated record
GUUUGGAUUCUCAUCUUUCCUUUGGAAUAUGUAUGAGUGAAUUUUGCGAAAUGUCAGUGUGUUUCUGACUUGGAGAUGUAUCGUAUAUUGAAUUAUCUGUUAUUGAGACAGUUAUGAAGACACGACGAUGACAAGUCUAUUUUUUUAUUUGUUAUUGAGACACUACCUUGAGACCUAUCUUGUUUUAGUUAGAUUCGCAAUUUUCACCUUGAUGAUUUCAAAUCAAGAACAGACUCCGACAUUCAUCAUCAUCAGGAUCUAUUUUGUUUUAACAGCACUCGCAAUUUUGAUCUUGAUGAUUUUGAUCAAAAAGGACUCCUACAUUCAUCAUCAUCAUCAUCAUCAUCAUCUGGACUCCUACUGGAUAGCCCAUCCUCCAUCACUGCAGGCGUAUAUUGAUAUUAUUAUCAUCAUCAUUAUCAAAGCCCAGUUGUUGCAUAUAGACUCCAAAUUGAAAAUGAUCAUCAUCAUUUGAUCUCUAAGUAGUCCCAUUAGGCUCAUGAACGAAUAAAUUCCAAGUCUCAUGAGCUAGUCUUAUGAGCCUUGAU